UAAGGAUGUCAGAAGCAAAUAUAGAAGUAUUCCUUACUGAGGAGCCAAGACCAUUACUAGUUUACCAAGAUAUCAAAUUACCAGCCUUUUCAUCUCUAAGAGGGGACGGACUUGAGAAGAGAAUGAAAGAAAUUACCGAAUUUAACUUCCUUGAAAGCGACAUACUAAUUUGCGGUUAUCCGAAAUCAGGAAAUCAUUGGUCACUAGAAAUCAUAGAAUUGAUAGUUAACCAAAAGGGUGAAUUAACACAGACGAUUUUCCCUGAUCUUGUUUUGGAAUUCUGCGACAUUGAUAAUCUACAAAACUUGACCAUGGCACGAAGAACGCUCCAUACUCAUUUACCCCUCCGGUUCCUGAUGUCCAAUAAAAAGCUAAAUAAGAUAAAAAUUGUUGUAAUAUUACGAAAUCCAAAGGACGUCUGUGUUUCAUUUUACCAUCACAGUAAAAAAGAUGUCUUCGUUAAAAACUUAUUAGAUGUUCCUUGGAAUGACUUCUUUGAUAUAUGGACACGGAAUGAGUUACCGUAUGGCUCAUGGUACAGACAUGUAAAAGAAUUUGAAAAGGCAAAGAAGAAUGGCUUGAACAUAACAUUUCUUCAGUACGAAGAUUUAUUGACGCAACCACAAUCAGCCAUAACAAAUUUAGCAAAAUCUUUGGAGAUAUCUUGUACCAACGAUUUAGUUACAGACAUCAUUAAAACUACAUCAUUUGAAAAUAUGAAACAAAAUAAGAAGGAGUUAUCAAAGAUGACUGACCCUGAAGGCAAAGGAUUAAUAUUCCGGAAAGGUCAAGUUGGUGAUUGGAAAAACUGGUUCUCAGAUGCACAAAAUGUGAUCUUCGAUAAACAGUUCAAAGCUGAAAUGAAUGACUCUAAUCUUGAAUUUAAAUUUUCCUAAAUAUUACAAAACAUUUUAAGUUGUUGACUUUUUAUAGAUACACAUAAAAUUGCAUAUCAGAACAUAAAUGAAUAAAAUUAAGUCUUUCCACAUCAACCUUAUAAGACAAUAACAAUCAAAACCAAGGAGUAAACAAAGACUCACAACACUAAAAGACAUUUACAUCAACAGUUAUAAAUAAUAAAUAAGAAACAACACGAACUCCACUAAAAACCGGGAGUGAAAUCAGGUGCCCCGACAGGGUAAGCACUUCCUGCACCGUAAACGGCACCUGUACACGGUAAUGAUGGAGUAAUUAUGACGGAAGAAAAAUAUCAGAUAUGAUUUCUGACACACUUUUGUCAUAAUGGCCGAUCAGCUCAUGAUGCGACCGUAAAAUUUCUCGAGUGAUGACCUUAAUUUGAUUGAUUCAUAACCCUGUCUUAGCAACUUUUGAGAAAGCAGUUUUCCUCAACAAAAUCAACUUAAUUUGAGCUAGCUCUAGAGUAACGUAUCAUUCGAGACACAUAUACUCCAUAUGCUAGUGCCGCUGGGAUGUCGCUACACAGAAAUGGAAAGUUGACUAUGGGAAAAUUAAAAUCAUCGGGUUUGUCAUAAAUUUUGGUAUUUAUCAUCAGUAGUCAUUUCGAGAAAAAGGUCUAAAUAUGAAGCAGAUUUAAAAAUUAUUGACGAUCGAGAAGCUAAUUUUAAACGUGACAGAGGAGAUAUUGGAACAUGGAAAAAUCAACAUUUAAAAUUUGACCUUGACCUACUUUUAUAUUACUAAUCAAGUCCAAUCAACAGACCCUAGGUCUCUAUCACUUAUGGUCUACCAGUUACAAAUGCAUAUCGCUUAUUUAAAAUGCAAUAGGGGAAAUAACAUUCAUAUGGAAUCUUCGUAUUUCUUCCGUCAAAAUGGGGGGAAAAUACUGAUGAUAUAGCGAGCAAUCACGGAGAUCUAACCACUAAGAAAACAGUGUUUGGGGAGAUAACUCUUAAAAGAAAAAUCUUCGACUUAACAGGGUCAGUCACAAAAGCGCAAUAGCUGUUUGAUAUCAUAUGCAAAAGGUCUAAGUGACGUCUUUCAAAUCCAUAAAAAGUUUUGAAAUUUGGCAGAAGAAGUAAAAAAAUAAUCAGACAAAUACAAUAGGUCUUUCCACAGAAAUAUAAGCUACUGAUAUAUGUCUUUGUGAUUUUUUCAAGUGAUUACUAACCAAAGUCGUAUACACAUUACCUUUACUUUAGAAAAUAACCAAACGGCCCUAUGAAAUUAUUAUUUUAAUCAUAUGACGAAAAACCUUGACAUAAUAACACAAGUAGCAGUAGAAAUUUUCUAUUCAAGGUUACUGUUCUCAAACCUGCAUUAAAGGUAAAUAAAGGCAACAGUAGACCACCGCUGUUCAAUUGUCGUCAUAAAUCGAUUUAGCGGAAACAAAUCUAAAACCGAGAAAAACACAUCAACUAUUAAGGGAAAACAUCGGAACAAUAGAAACACUGAACUGCAACAAAGACAAACGCCAACAAAAAUAGAAACGGAAGUUUUGAAAGCUAGCUAAAACUAUAUUGAUAUACCAGCAUGU
Mytilus trossulus (common blue mussel) is the source of this 2455-nucleotide messenger RNA. RefSeq names its product sulfotransferase 1B1-like. Lineage: Eukaryota; Metazoa; Mollusca; Bivalvia; Mytilida; Mytilidae. The record is from RefSeq and is a predicted model, not a curated record. Gene Ontology annotation, molecular function: sulfotransferase activity. Gene Ontology annotation, cellular component: cytoplasm. The coding region runs from base 6 to 896 and encodes 296 amino acids. Gene Ontology annotation, biological process: sulfation. The transcript is spliced from 5 exons.